AUGGACUACCAGGACUUUGUAGAAGCUUACGGCCCGAAUGAACCAGCAAUUCCUGUUGGUAAGUGCCAAGUCAGAGCCCAAUACUCUUGGAGCGGUGAGCAGAAGACGGAUUUGGGAUUUGUUGAAGGGGAUCUUAUUGAUGUGACCAGUACCGGAGAUGGUGACUGGUGGGUUGGAAGAUUAAGAAGGAAUAAGGUGACUGGAUCGUUUCCUCGUAACUUUGUGAAGUUUGUUGACCCUCAUCAAUCGGUUCGAAGACUCGAUAGUGAUGUUAGCCGAUUGGCCAUUUCACAGCCUUUGACAUCUUCACAGACUACUCAGAGAUCUUUGGCAGACUCAAGAAACUCUAAAAAGAGCGUUCAGUCAACUGAAGAGUUUCUGCAAGAUAUUUCCAACGAGUUGAAAGCCCUUACCUCUAGCAUGAAUAGCCUCGAUACCAGUGGACCAGUAGUGGCUGAUUUGGGCUUUGAAAAUUCUGAGAGUGCUAGUGAUAGUGAUGAGGGACCACCUCCACCACCUCCUCCUCACAAAUUUCUGCCAAGCAGCAGCGGCAACAGUGCGAGAUCUCAGCCGCCAAUUGUAGAUCAAUUCACCCUUGACAAACAACUCAUGCGCAAAAUCACAGAUUCGCCAGAUUUCGAAGAAGUGCCGUUCGAUCCUAGAGCGUUCGCACCUCAAACCACUCCAGUUGGACCAGCUACUGAUCGAGCCAGAUCGAACGAGCGUGUUUUCAGCGGGCUGAGCACGAGAUCUCGAAGUGUCGAGUAUUUUUCUCAUCCUGGAUCUAAUGUGACACCGUCACCACCGAAGAAGUCUUCAGGGACGCACAGAUUUGUUCGAAAGCUGUUCAAUAAACGAGAGAAUGGCCAGGAGCUUGGGUUUGCUCUCACGCGAACUAUAAGCGCUUCCUCUCACUUGUCUACCGUAUCAUCGGCUUCACGAAUCAAAAGUUCUCUGUUAUCACCUCUUAAAUCUUGGGCUAAAAAUUUGAGAGAUCCCGACAACGAGUUUUACCCGUCUAAUCAUCACCAGGGAACACAUGAAAUUAAAGCCCCGACAACUGUUGCUCGAACCACUGUUUCCAACGCUUUGCUUGACCCAUCUUGGAUGGAUAAUCAACGGAACCUUUAUCGUUCACGAACCUUGACUGAGCAUGAGUUGCAAAAGCGGCGGCAAACCAAUGAGCUUCGGGGUGUUUCCUCUUCGUCACCUCUCGCCCUGGUUCAAAACUCAAGCAGCGAGUUCCAUGACUAUCGUUUAGAAGACUUUGGAGCAGUUGACCACGAAAUAAUGUCACUGUCUUCCUGGCCACGACUGAUGACACCGGCCGUGUUUGCAAGUAGUCACAUUGGACGAAGAUUUAGUGACCCUGUUGAGAGACUACGAGCUGUGUUUAUAUUGUGUGCGUUCCAUAUCACUGCACUAAAAGAUGCGAAUGGGCCUGAUCUUACCGACAUGCAAGGAACACUCUCCCGAGCUAUGCAUACCAAAAUGGCUACUCCUCUGGAGCUGGCUCACCUCAUUGAUUCAAUGUGCGGUGCGCUAGAUAUUGAGUCAAGGAUGAUCAGAGGAUAUCUGCGAACUCAAGACACUGAAGCCUCUGGAAAGCCUCAUUCCUGGAAUGCUGUUAAAGUUGAGGGCGAGUGGCGAUUGCUCGAUGCGUCUGCUGCCUCUCCAUCGUCACCGCACGCAAGCACGGACGAUAUAAACAAAUCAUACUUUUUAUGUCCACCCCAGCAGAUGAUCUUCACUCAUAUCCCGAACCAACUGAGCGACCAAUUCUUGAGUCCGGCCAUUCCUGUUUCUGCCGCUGUGACACUACCACUAGCAGGACCCUCAGCGUUUAUUCACGGCGUUGAGCUCGUUGACUUUUCACCCAGCCUACUCCAUCUAGAGAAUUUUGACAUGUGUGAGCUUAAAAUCACGAUGCCAAAUGAUCGCUAUGACGUUGUGGCCGUUUGCAAAAGCAAGGGCGACGAGCGCGAAGGGGCCGCUCUUGCCCAGCCCAUAUGGGAAGAAAAUAGGCGAAUGUUCAGAGUCAAAGCUUGUCUGCCAGAAGGUAGCUCAAAAGGAACCCUUCAGCUAUAUUUGGCAGAUCGGACGAUAUCGUCAAGAAAUGUUGAAGCCAUGUCUCUUAUUUAUACCCUGACUCUAUCUCAUCAGGGUUCAAACGCGGAUUUCAAAUUUUUACGUCGGUUCCCUGCUCCUCAGGCUCAGAGGCACGACGUUUACAUUGCCGCACCCCAAUGCCGACAACUCGGCAAGGGCCAGCCCUACACAUUCGAAUUCCAUCAGCACCCAUCGAAAGGCCUAACUCCUGGCUGCGGUCUGGUCCAAGUAAAACUAGCUGUGCAGUCGCCGUCUGGACGUGCUACGGAUUUGACGCCUCGGGCAACUGGUCCUAGUGACACGUGGAAAGCUACCGUCCGCGUCCUUGAAGUUGGAACGUGGAGAGCAGUGGUUUCUUCCGACGAUGGUCAAGGAUGGGCAGCGCUGGGUGAAUGGUUUUGUAGUUAA
This is a messenger RNA of Wickerhamiella sorbophila, 2517 nucleotides long. RefSeq names its product Cytokinesis protein 3. The transcript has a single exon. The coding region runs from base 1 to 2517 and encodes 838 amino acids. Lineage: Eukaryota; Fungi; Ascomycota; Dipodascomycetes; Dipodascales; Trichomonascaceae. The record is from RefSeq and is a predicted model, not a curated record. Gene Ontology annotation, molecular function: protein binding.